This is a messenger RNA of Cuscuta europaea, 2052 nucleotides long. Lineage: Eukaryota; Viridiplantae; Streptophyta; Magnoliopsida; Solanales; Convolvulaceae. The record is from the annotation of a GenBank genome assembly.
AAACACCUUUGGGGCCUCUUCCUGAUACCUCCCAAGACAUCUCACCUCCCCCCUUGACAAAUCUUCCAUCCCAUACUACAUAACCCCAUGUCCCUAUGCGAUGAGUCGUCAUCCUCAUCUUAUAUAUCCUAUUCUGUCUCCCUCUUCCCAGCCUCCCUCGGCUACCAAUUCUAUUUCUCCACCUAAUUUAACUCCAACUUCCUCACCCUCUGUUCUGUAUGCUAGACCAACUCAUCACUGUCAUCCCAAUCCACGUUAUUUUGGUAUGUCCUUUGUUAACAACUCCACACUUCACCCCACUCCUGCCACUCUUGAACCCCGUACCAUUACCCAAGCAUUGGAAGACCCAUUAUGGCGGAAAGGAAUGGACGAUGAAUACUCCGCUCUCUUACAGAAUCAGACAUGGGAGCUUGUUCUACGGUCACACCAUUCUACUAUUGGGUGCAAGUGGGUAUUUCGCAUCAAACACAAGUCGGGCGGCUCAAUUGAUCGGUACAAGGCCCGCUUAGUGGCCAAGGGAUACUUUGAAGAAGUUAUUAUUUUGAUACCUUUAGCCCGGUAAUGAAGCCUGUGACGGUUAGAAUCAUUCUCACUCUUGCUCUUCACAAUCAUUGGUCCCUUCGCCAACUAGAUACCAAUAAUGCGUUUCUCAACGAUACCUUACAUGAGGAAGUAUACUUGGAUCAGCCAUCGGGGUAUUCUAAUCCCCAAUUUCCAUCACAUGUUUGUCAUCUCUGCAAGGCACUGUACGGCCUCAAACAGGCCCCUAAAGCGUUGUACACUGUGCUCUCUAAUUUCCUGAUUGGUUUUGGUUUCAGGAAAUCCCGAGCUAAUGCUCCACUGUUUUUAUUUAUGCUUCUCAUGGAGUUGUUAUGUAUUUUUUUGUACAUGUUGAUGACAUUGUUUUGACAGGGAAUGAUACUCCAUUUAUUGAUCAGUUUGUCUCUCUGCUAGCUCAACGAUUUUCAUUGAGAGAUAUGGGCAUGCUCAGUCACUUCUUAGGUAUGGAAUUAAUACCCACUUCAGCGGGUCUCCUCCUAUCCCAAUCUGAGUAUAUCACAGAAAUUCUGUCUUAGUUUCACAUGGAUGGUGCGGGACCUGUGUCUACUCUAAUGUCCUCUUUUGACAAGCUUCCUUUGGUUAAUUCCUAUGCUGUUGUGGACACAUCCGAUUAUCGUCGUCUCCUUGACCUUCUUCAGUCCCUUAGCCUCACACGACCUAAUGUUUCAUAUGCCACCAAUUGGCUCUCUCAACACAUGCAUAGCCCGGUUGCUGCUCAUUGGUUGGCUGCUAAGCGCAUUCUCCGUGACCUCAAAGGUUCCACAUGUCAUGGGCUAUUACUUUGUCCAGGCAAGUUCUUAUCAAUCUCAGCGUUUGCAGAUGCCGAUUGGGGCGGCUUGGGCACCUCUGGCAAGUCCACCACUGCAUAUGUCGUUUAUUUUGGUUCGAGCAUUGUCUCCCGGAAAUCAUCACUUCACAAAUUGGUGUCUCGCUCUUCCAACGAAGCUCAAUAUUGUGCUCUUGCCAAUGCUAGUGCUGAGGUGUUGUGGAUUCAAAAUUUUCUACGUGAUAUUGGUGUUGUCCCCUCUUCAGCUCCAUCCCUUUUCUGUGAUAACCUAAGUGCUACAUACGUUUGCAAAAAUUCAGUUUUUCAUUCCGAAGUGAAGCACCUCAGUUUGGACUAUUUUUUUUGUUCGAGAUCUAGUCGCUGCUGGACUACUUCAUGUUCAUCACGUUCCUUCCAAAGCUCAAUUGGCAGAUGUUCUGACAAAACCUUUAGGACGAGCUUUAUUUUUGCAUUUUCGGCCCAAGAUUGGAGUCUCUGAUGGAUCCUCCAUCUUGUGGGGGCGCGAUAAGGAAAAACAUUAGUUUAUUAUUUAUUCUCAUUUAUUUUUACUUAUCAUACUGUUGUGUAGAUAAUUUUCUUAACUGUAUUAGAUAAGUCUAGAUAGGUAUCUAUUAGGUAAAGUUUGACUACAAUUGUUAUUCUUCCUAUGUGUAUAAAUAGUGUUGUGCUGCUAUGAAUAAAAUACACAAAAACCUUUUCUUUAC